Molecule: messenger RNA, 5062 nt
Organism: Xenopus laevis (African clawed frog)
Lineage: Eukaryota; Metazoa; Chordata; Amphibia; Anura; Pipidae
Gene: mrc2.S
Product: mannose receptor C type 2 S homeolog
Exons: 30
Coding region: 119-4540 (1473 amino acids)
Cellular component (GO): membrane
Molecular function (GO): carbohydrate binding
Source: RefSeq, a predicted model, not a curated record
GAGCUUUUCAUCUACUCCCUUUCCCCUCCCAGAUUUCCCUCCUCCUUCCCCCCCCCCACUCAUCUGUGCCGUUUCACCCCUCCAUCCUUUUGCAGCAGCUCUGUAGGUUAGUAUUAGAAUGCAUUGCUGCAGCAGACAUCUAGCUGCCUUCCACUGGAUCUGCCUCCUUAUCCAAUGCUGCUGCUUGGUCUCUGCCUCUGAUUUGCAACUUACAAGUCCCAUUGGAGAGAAUGCCCCAUUUUUGGUUUAUAGCCCAGAUGUUGCUGGAUGCCUGGCAGUUCGAGAUUCCGUAGUGCGUCUGCAACGGCCCUGUAAUGCCAGUUCUCUUGACCAACAAUGGCUAUGGGUCUCACGACGUCGGCUUUUUAACUUGGGAUCUCUCCAGUGCUUAUGGGUCCCUUCGCCAUCCAAUGGCACCAGCUCUACCAUCUCCACCUUCCAAUGCGACCAUGAAAAUUUCCACACGAUCCGGCGCUGCGAGUCCCAGCUGGAGCAGCUCUCCAAUGCUCUGUUGCCACGGACUACUAAUACUACAGGCAUUCAGGAGCCACCGGCCAAGCCAGCCAGUCAAUGGCUCAUAAAUGGAACCAAUCAAAGCAUCUGCUCUGCUGUUUUUUGGGAUAUUUACACUAUACAAGGAAACUCCAAUGGGCGUCCUUGUGCGAUUCCAUUUAAAUACGACAACCAGUGGUUUUACAGCUGCACGAGCACAGGAAGGGAAGACGGCCAUCUUUGGUGUGCGACCACUGUCGAUUACGGAAAAGAUGAAAAGUGGGGUUUCUGCCCAGUAAAAAAUGAUGAUUGUGAGGCAUUUUGGGACAAAGAUCCCCUGACUCAGAACUGCUAUCAAUUUAAUUUUCAGUCGUCUCUGUCAUGGAGCGAGGCUUGGACAAGUUGCAGGCAGCAAGACGCUCACCUCCUCAGCAUCACUGAAAUCCAUGAGCAGACGUAUAUCAACGGGUUGCUGACUGGAUACACAUCUACACUAUGGAUGGGACUCAAUGAUCUGGACACUAAUGGGGGUUGGCAGUGGUCAGAUAGUUCCCCACUAAAGUAUCUGAACUGGGAAAGUGAGCAGCCAAGUAAUUCCAUGGAGGAGAACUGUGCUGUUAUUCGAACAGAAUCCUUGGGCGCAUGGCAGAACCGCAUCUGUGGGAACGCUCUUCCCUAUGCCUGUAAGAAGAUCCCAGUAUCCAGCAGGAAUUCCCCGCCUAUAGACCCUCAGGAUUCAGAUGUGGCUAUUGAUUGUGAUCCUGGAUGGCAGAGUUUUGGGACUAACUGCUACCGAGUCAACAGUGAGAAGAAGACAUGGCAGGAGGCCAGGAAGGCAUGUGUGAGGGUAGAGGCCAACCUUGUCAGCAUUCACUCUAUGCUCGAACUGGAAUUUGUAUCCAAACAAAUUAAGCAAGAUGUGGAGGAACUGUGGAUUGGUCUCAAUGAUCUGAAACAUCAAAUGAACUUUGAGUGGUCCGAUGGAAGUUCUGUCACCUUCACUUCUUGGCACCCCUUUGAGCCCAACAAUUUCCGUGACAGCAUGGAAGACUGUGUGACAAUCUGGGGACCAGAGGGUAGAUGGAAUGAUAGCCCGUGCAACCAGACCCUGCCGUCCAUUUGUAAGAAACUAGGAAACGCCAAUCAGGGAGGAAAUGUGGAUAAUCAUGGCUGCCAAAAGGGAUGGAGUUGGCACAGUCCCUCAUGCUACUGGCUGAGUGACGAGUCGGCAACCUACAGUGAGGCCACAAAAGCCUGCUCUGACCGAAAGGCCAGGCUAGUGACUGUCCAGAACAGGUUUGAUCAGGCCUAUGUUAACAGCCUCUUGUAUGGAUCGGACGGAAGCUACUACUGGACUGCCCUGCAGGAUUUAAAUGACACCGGCACUUUCCGUUGGCUCGGUAGCGAAGAAGUCGUAUACACACACUGGAACCGGGAUCAACCCGGUUACGAUAAAGGGGGAUGUGUUACUUUGGCCACAGGCAGAUCCUUGGGCCUAUGGGAGGUAAAAGACUGCACUGAAUUCAGGGCCAAGUACAUCUGCAUGCAGACUCUGGUUCCUCUUACGCCUCUCAUUCCUGCUCGUCCCACUCCCAGCCUUAAUGGAAGCUGCCCGGAUGGCUGGAAUUCCGCACCGAACUUGAGAUAUUGCUACAAGGUUUAUCACUCAGAGAAGCUACAGGAUAAGAAAACGUGGAUUUCUGCUCAGCUCUCCUGCAGAGAAAUUGGUGCUCAGUUGCUGAGUGUCUCCAGCGUGGAAGAAGAACAUUUUGUGGGCCAUUUACUAAACAAAAUAUUUGGGGAUUCGGACACAGAUUUUCAUGAACAGCACUGGUUCUGGAUUGGCCUUAACAGAAGGAACCCAAGUGGUGAACAAGGUUGGGUCUGGAGCGAUGGUCAAGGGUAUUCCUACCACAAUUUUGACCGCAGUAACCAUGAUGACGAUGACAUCCGGAGGUGUGUGGUGCUUGACCUGUCAUCCCUGCAGUGGGUGGCUCUUGAGUGUGAGUCCCAAAUGGACUGGAUAUGUAAGCUUCCCAAAGGAACAGAAAUAAAAGAGCCUGAAGUAUCAAAAGGCAGCACUGAGUGGAUAUCUAAUGAGCAUGCAGAGUACAAGUUUUUUGAACACCACUCCACGUGGAUGCAAGCUCGGCGCAUCUGCUCCUGGUUCUCGGCUGAGCUGGUGUCUAUUCACAACCAGGCUGAGUUAGACUUUCUGGGCCAGAGCCUGCAAAAGUUCUCCCGGGGACAAGAGCAGCACUGGUGGAUUGGGCUACAUACCUACGAAAACGAUGGGCGAUUCAGGUGGUCUGAUAGAUCUGUUCUCAGUUUUGUAAACUGGGCCCCUGGCCGGCCUCGUCCCAUCAGCAGGGAGAAGAAAUGUGUGUACAUGACAGCCAGCCGAGGGGAUUGGGGGGACCAGAAGUGUGACACUGCCCUCCCUUAUAUCUGCAAAAGGAUCAAUAGCACUCUACCAGUCCCUACAACACCCCCUAUCCCAACCAAUACUGCUGGUGGCUGUCCACGAAGUUGGCUGCCCUUCCUCAACAAGUGCUUUGGAGUGAGAGCUGACAGUAAGGCAGAGACAAAGACUUGGCAGCAAGCAAGAGAUUCCUGCAAAGUUUUAGGAGGAGAGCUUGCUACAAUCAACAACUACUUGGAGCAAGCGUUUAUCACAUCAAUACUCCCAAAUAUUACCUUCGACCUUUGGAUUGGACUCCAUAAUGCCCGAAAACAGUUCCAGUGGGUGGAAGGUCAAGUCCUGAAUUAUGUCAAUUGGGCACCAAGGGAACCAUCUGGAUAUGGAACAUCUGUUAGCAGCGAGAAGCCAAUAAAUUGCGCCGUGAUCUGGCAUGGGUCCCCUCCUCCAUUCACUGGACGUUGGGAUGACAGGAAUUGCUUGGAAGAGAAGCACGGAUAUAUCUGUCAGAUCAGUAAAGUGGCCUCCCUCAAUCCUCCCGCUGAGCCGUUUCCCCCAGCUCCAGGUUCCAUCCUCCGAUACAGGAACAACUCCUACCUGAUCCUGCAAAAGCCAAUGACCUGGUCAGAUGCUCAUCUGCUGUGUGAGACCCGUAAUGCUACUCUGAGCAGCAUCCCCGACCCUUACCAACAAGCAUAUCUGACCCUGUCAGUAACAGGGAUGAAGACUCCUGUCUGGAUUGGCCUGUCAAACGAGGAGGGGGGUCGAUCCUACUCUUGGCUCACCAAUGAUUCUGUCUCUUACACCAACUGGAGAGACGGGGAACCCCUGCACUUGAGUGGCUGUGUAUACAUGGAUUCCCAGGGAACUUGGAGCACUGCUAGCUGUGAGAGCAAAUUGCAGGGGGCUGUCUGCAAAUUCAAUACAGAGUCACGAAAGAUGCACAAGUGGAGCGAGGCCGGAAGCUGCCCAAGAUCUCUAAGUGACUCCUCUUGGAUUCCAUUCCGUGAUCAUUGCUACUCAUUUCACAUGGAGAUUCGAGUCGGUCAAAGGGAAGCAGCCAAGAAGUGCCAAAAAGCUGGCGGAGAGGUCCUGUCUAUUCUGGAUGAGACAGAGAAUGUUUUUGUUUGGGAACACCUGCAGACGUAUGAAAGCCAAUCCAGAGGAGCCUGGCUGGGCAUGUCCUUUAAUGCUAAAGGUGGUGGUCUAGUGUGGAGUGAUAAUUCUCCAGUCAAUUACUCCAACUGGGGGCAACAAGAUGCAGGUCCCAGUCUGCUGAGUCCUAACUCCUGCUAUUGGGUGCAGGGCAGCAACGGUGUCUGGAACUUGGGAUCCUGCACUAACAACACAAUGGGUGUUAUUUGCAAACUCUCCAGAGCUGAAGAGACAGCGUAUUCUAAAUCUGCAUUCCCUGAGCACACCACUGCCGUGGCAGUAGUGAUUCUAUCCACAACAGCCCUUUGUGUCCUGUUAGUAGUCGUCAUAUAUCUGUACCGGCGUAGGAAACUUGCCACUGAGCGGGGGGCUUUUGAGAGCGCCAGAUACAGCCGCACCAACACCGGCCCAGGGGGCUCAGCGGAGAAGAACAUUCUGGUGUCGGACAUGGAGAUGAAUGAACAGCAGGACUAGGAGGGAGUGGUACAGGCCAUGGAGAAAAGAAAAGGGAAGCAGAGGGGGGAACAGGGACCCAACAUUGACUUUUAUUGCUUCCAGCACAAACGACCCAAGUGGUCAACAUUCUCAGAGGGUGCAGGGUGCCCCCUUCUUGAAUAUGAAUAUGUCCCUAUUCAGUGUUAGAAGGGAGCUGCCAAGCAAUGCUGUGCAAUGCCUUGCCAGCUUCUCAAUUUUUUUUUUUUUUUUCUAAACAAAAGCUGCAUCUCUGGACUGCCCACUAUUUCCCCAUACUUUGCCUUUCCCCCCAUAUCCGGGGUCAGAUGGUAUGAACCUGGGCUUGCUGGAUCAGACUAGGGGAGAAUGGUGAUUGGCGAGUUCAUAAAAGUGCCAGGAAAGUCCAAGGGUUGGUAACCCGGAACAAUUGAAUUCCUUUCACUUCUCUGUGCGCAAGAGACUGGAAGACGGGAAAGCAGGAUGAGUACGAGGCCUGUCUAACAAAAUAAUGUUGUGAUUGGAUAAAACGAGGCACUUUCAGGU